AUGGCAGAAGAUUCACCGACAGGAGGUCCGUCAUCUCCAUUGAGGAAUGAUGAAUCUGCUGCAAGUCAGACUCAGACCUCAAAAUUAAAGAGGAUCCGUCUAGGGAGUUCAAGUUAUGCAUCUGCUGCUACUGUUGGUACCGAGAUUGCAAGGGACGGUGGUGUGAGCACUAGGUGGAACUCCACUUACUUGAUGUUAAAUGUUGCACAAAAGUUCGUGAUGGCGUUUGAGAGGUAUGAAAUCAAAGAUCCUUACUUUAAAAUAGAGCUCAAGCAUGGAACACCGUCAAUUGUUGAUUGGGAACAUGCUAGAAGGAUGUUUGAUCACUUCUACGAGCUAACAUUGAGGAUUUCGAGCACAUCUUAUGUCACCACGAAUGAAUUUUAUCAUGAAAUUAGUUCGGUAAAUUGCUUGUUAAGAGAAUGGAUUGCUAGCGAUGAUGAUCUUGAUAUCAAAGCAAUGGGUGAAAAAAUGAAAUUCAAAUGCAAUAAAUAUUGGGGGAUCCAAAAAAAUAUGAACUAUCUUAAUUAUGUGGCGGUUUUUGUCGAUCCUCGCUACAAGUUGGAGUUCCUUGAGUAUGCCUUUUGUGAAGAGCACGGAGAAAAGAACGGUUCGGAGAUCUUCAAGAGUGUGAAAGGGAGUGUUCAAGAGUUGUUUGAAGCUUAUAAGUUGAUUUAUCAACCUCAUUGUGCCACGUCCACACAAUGGAUGAAUCGAGUUUCAAGUUUAAAUGAAUCUUCUCAUCCCGAUAUUUCUCAUCCCGAUCUUUCAAAGAAUAAAUCAAGAUAUCACUUGGGAGAUAAGUUCAUAAGGCACAAGAUGGAGAGUGGAGAAGUAGAAAGUAAGUGUGACUUGGAUGUUUACUUGAAAGAGAGUGUUCUUGUUGUCGAGAAAGAUGAUUUUGACAUUUUGAUGUGGUGGAAACUCAACCAAAGUAGAUUUCUCUACCAUGGCGUCGAAGUCCGCUUUUAG
This is a messenger RNA of Striga hermonthica, 972 nucleotides long. The record is from the annotation of a GenBank genome assembly. NCBI's taxonomy places the organism in Eukaryota, Viridiplantae, Streptophyta, Magnoliopsida, Lamiales, Orobanchaceae.